AUGGCUGCUUUGGGACACACAUUCCCCUUCUACGCUGGCCCCAAGCCGAACUACCCAAUGGUCACCACCUUGGCCGUCAUCAUCGCCAUCUUUCUGACUUCACUGGUCACCUUUAUCAUCAUCCUGCCAGGCAUUCGGGGCAAGACGAGGCUGUUCUGGAUCCUGCGAGUAGUGACCAGCUUAUUCAUUGGAGCUGUGAUCCUGGCCGUGAAUUUCAGUUCUGAGUGGUCUGUGGGCCAGGUCAGCACCAACACAUCAUACAAGGCCUUCAGUUCCGAAUGGAUCAGCACCGCUGUUGGGCUGGGAGGAGUCAAUAUUCCGCUCACAGGUGACCCGGUGCAGCAGCUGAAGGAGACCGGCGAUUACAACAAGGAGUUCACCUGGCGCCUGGGGGAGAACUACGCCAAGGAGUAUGCAAAGGCACUGGAGAAGGGGCUGCCAGACCCCGUGCUCUACCUGGCCAAGAAGUUCACCCCACACAGCCCAUGUGGCCUGUAUGGCCAGUACCGCCUGGCGGGACACUACACCUCGGCCACACUGUGGGUGGCAUUCCUCUGCUGGCUGCUGGCCGAUGUGAUGCUGUCCAUGCCUGUGCUGGUCUACGGUGUCUACGGUGGUCACAUGCUGCUGGCCACGGGUGUCUUCCAGCUGUUGGGACCACUCUUCUUCUCCAUGGCCAUGUCACUCACCCCGCCGUGUCCCCUACACUUGGGCACUGCCACACUGCACACUCACCGUGGACCUGCCUUCUGGGUCACAUUGACCACAGGUGAGGCCCAAUCCUGA
This is a messenger RNA of Kogia breviceps (pygmy sperm whale), 786 nucleotides long. The record is from RefSeq and is a predicted model, not a curated record. NCBI's taxonomy places the organism in Eukaryota, Metazoa, Chordata, Mammalia, Artiodactyla, Physeteridae.